UAAGAUGUUGUUUUUGCAAGUUUAUUCAUAUUUAAAUUUAAAAAAAGGAAAGGCAAAAAAAAGAAGAAAUAUUCUGUUUUUAUUAUUUAUGUGUGUAAAAAGAAAGGAAAACGUUUGUCGAUAAAAACAACGAUGAAAAUUUUUUUUUCAAGAAUCUAAAAUCAGUAAUUCAUUUGUCGAUUCAAUCUAAACAACAACAACCACCACAAUGCUUGCAACAAAUAUCAUUGAUGUGGAUUUGGAAAAGAAUCCAACAUCAUCUUCGAUAAAGAGCAACAACAACAUGACCAUCGACAACAAAAAUCCAUUGGAAUAUUUUAGAAAAUAUUUCCAAUACAUUUGGAUCUUUGUAUUUACAUUGCCAUUAUUAUUGUCUAUAUUUUUCCUAUUAUGUUAUUACAUAACCGUCAAAAAUGGUUUUGUAUAUCCAUUAUUUCCAUAUAUAAGUGAUACUGGUGGCCAUCCACCGGUUGCCUGUUAUUUUUCAAUGAUGAUCGAUAUUAUUGCAUUGCUUGUAUUUAUAGCUGGAUUAUUUCGUUAUAAACAAAUUGAAUAUUAUCUUAGCAGAGAAAAAACAGCAACAAUAAAUGCAGAACGACAAUGGUUGAUUAAUUUAAAUUAUUAUUCAUUAAUUGCUACGUGGAUUUCACCAAUCGGUUUGAUUAUGAUUGGAAAUUUUCGUGAAACCGAAAAUAUUCAUCCACAUAUGGCUGGUUUUCUUGUAUUCUGGUUGCCAAUAACUUAUUAUAUGUUUGCAGCGAUAAAAAUUAUUGAUCAUAUUGAUUGUGAAAGUAGUGCCAUCACUAUUCGUUUACAAUCAUGGUUAUCAUUGAUUUCUAUAUCAAUAUUCAUAAUUUCAAUGCCAAUUUCUGGCUAUCAACGUGGUAAUAUAAUGGCAAAUUUAAAUAAUGAAAUUCGUCAACAUUGGUCACCGGAUGAUGAUGGUUAUGAAUGGCAUAUAUUCGGUGCCAUUUGUGAAUGGAUUGGCAUUAUUACAUCAUUAUUAUUUAUUAGUUCAAUAGGUUUACAUUCAAAACAACUUGUAUCGUUUGAUGUGUCAUUCAUAAUAAUAAUUAUCAUUUUUUUCCCUCAAAAUAAUGAUAAUGAUGAUGGUGAUUAUGGUGAUACAAGGCCCCACACACAUGCAAAAUUAAAAAAAACACAUUUGGAACAUUUAUGAAUAUGCCAAACACACACA
This is a messenger RNA of Dermatophagoides farinae (American house dust mite), 1198 nucleotides long. Its product is annotated as DNA damage-regulated autophagy modulator protein 1. NCBI's taxonomy places the organism in Eukaryota, Metazoa, Arthropoda, Arachnida, Sarcoptiformes, Pyroglyphidae. The record is from RefSeq and is a predicted model, not a curated record.